Messenger RNA from Theobroma umbraticum, 687 nucleotides. The record is from RefSeq and is a predicted model, not a curated record. Lineage: Eukaryota; Viridiplantae; Streptophyta; Magnoliopsida; Malvales; Malvaceae.
AUGGCAGGAGAAGCAAGCAAGGAUGUGAUCAAAAUUGAGGCUUCAGAGAUUGAACCCAUUUCAGUUCAACGAUGCAGCAGCCCUGUGCCAGAGACGGAGCGAAUCAGGUACAAAGAAUGCAGGCGCAACCAUGCGGCUUCCUUUGGCCGCUAUGUUUUUGAUGGUUGUGGAGAGUUCAUCGGUUGCAAUGACGAUGCAUUCAUGUGUGCUGCAUGCGGCUGUCACCGCAGCUUCCACCGCAAAGAGCCUCCUAACAACUUCAACAACGCUGCUCUGCCUCCUCCUCAUCAACCAACGCCGCCUCAAAGACCACUGCUGUCACCCCUGCCUUUAGCAUCCCACAAUGGACUCACUGGUGAGACUACUCUAUUCCCUAGGGACAGGAAUAUUGAUGCAGGUUCGGAAACACUCAGUGGAGCCGAGGUAGAAGAACCAAAAGACACGAAGAAGAGGGCAAAGAGAACUAGGAUUACGAUGGAGCAGAAGACCAAAAUGAUGCGGUUUGCUGACAAGUUAGGGUGGAGGCCCCAGAAGCACGAUGAUGCUGAGGUACAACAGUUCUGCGAGGAAGUCGGAAUCACCAAGCGCGUGUUCGUCGUUUGGCUGAACAACAACAGGCGCCGGAAGGAUUCCAUGAGAUCAGAGGAGCAAGCUUGCGUGCAUGCAGUGGCUGAAAAUAAUAAAUAA